Molecule: messenger RNA, 1119 nt
Organism: Periophthalmus magnuspinnatus
Lineage: Eukaryota; Metazoa; Chordata; Actinopteri; Gobiiformes; Gobiidae
Gene: mettl1
Product: methyltransferase 1, tRNA methylguanosine
Exons: 6
Coding region: 128-868 (246 amino acids)
Biological process (GO): RNA (guanine-N7)-methylation; tRNA methylation
Cellular component (GO): tRNA methyltransferase complex
Molecular function (GO): tRNA (guanine(46)-N7)-methyltransferase activity
Source: RefSeq, a predicted model, not a curated record
AAUCCUGCGACGCGCGACCGGCGAUUUCAGAAACAAACGUGAUUUUUGACAGCUGUGAAUGAUCAUCGGUGGAUAACUCUGUAUUUAUUGAUUCUCGCUGGGAAAAAGGUUACAUUUCUAAGCCGCGAUGACGACCUCUAUGCCGCAGAAGAAGUUUUACAGACAGCGGGCUCACUCCAACCCCAUGGCGCACCACGAGUUCGACUAUCCGGUGUGCCCAGAGGAGAUGGACUGGGCAGAGCUGUACCCACACUUCUUCAAAGAGAAUAUUCCAGAUUCAGAGAAAACCCCAAAAGUGGAGUUUGCAGAUAUUGGCUGUGGAUAUGGAGGACUUUUAGUGGAGCUGUCGACGUUGUUCCCAGAGCAGCUGAUGUUGGGGAUGGAGAUCAGAGUCAAAGUGUCCGAUUAUGUUCGAGAUCGGAUCAAGGCACUUCGGGAAGCUGAGCCCGGAAAGUACCAGAACAUCGCCUGUAUCCGUGGCAAUGCCAUGAAGUACUUGCCCAACUUCUUCACCAAGGGACAGCUCAGUAAGAUGUUUUUCCUGUUUCCGGAUCCACAUUUUAAAAAGAACAAACACAAGUGGAGGAUUAUCAGUCCCACGCUGCUGGCUGAAUACGCUUACACUCUGAGAAUCGGGGGGCUGGUUUACACAAACACAGACGUGGAGGAGGUGCAUCUGUGGAUGGUCAAGCAUUUCACCGAACACCCGCUGUUCACAAGAGUCUCAGAGGAUGAGCUGGCUGAAGACAUCAUUGUGGGUCGCCUGGGCUCCUGUACAGAGGAGGGCAAGAAGGUGCUGAGAAACGGAGGAAAAAACUAUCUCGCCGUUUUCAGACGAGUCCUGGAUCCAAACCAGGGUCUAAACUAAGGUCCAGACCGAGAACUAAACCAGGACUAGACUUGGUAGUAAAGUGAAAUCUGUGAGAACGGACUGGUACAACUGGAUCAGGAUUCUUAAGCCCAAAUACCACUGGACGUUUUGUAUUAUAAUGUAAAAACGUGUACAAAUUUUAUAUAUUUCUACUUUUUAUUCAUAAUGUUUCUUGCUUCACGAGAUGAUUUUUGUUAAAAUCUUACUUUUAAGAGGAAUAUUUUGUGUUAAGUUUAAAAAGCGUGCCC